GUAAUUAAACUGUUUAAACUGAUAGAAACCGUUCAGUCAAUUAUAUAGGUUUUAAGCGUUGCGAGAUUAAUGAUCUGCUAUGGAAUGUAAUAGUGUAAUACGUUAACAUGAAUAUACUUUAUUUUUGUGAUUGAACGCAUCCACACAUGAGUAACAGGAAAGAGAAAGUCCUGCUGAAGAGACUGAGAUCCUCGUGACACACUGAUAUAAAGAUGGCGUUUAUUAAAGAGGAGAGUGAAGACAUCAGGAUUGAAGAAGUGUUCAGUCUGAAACAAGAAGAGAUUGAGGAACAAACAGACCUGUUGAUGCUGAAAGAGGAGAAUCAAGAUCUGAAUGAAAUGGAACAAACAGAUCAGUAUGAGAAAAACCAUGCUUUAAUAACUGGUAAAAAAUCCACACAGACUAAAACGACAUCUUUACAAAAAAGGGCUCCGAAAACUAAAUCUAACAGCUCUUUCACCUGCCAUCACUGUGGAAGGAGUUGCGGUGAAAAACGAAAACUUCAAAUGCACAUGAGAGUUCACACUGGAGAGAGACCAUUUCCCUGCCAACAGUGUGGAAAGAGUUUCACUCAACAAGGUGCCCUUAACAGGCACAUGAGAACUCACACAGGAGAGAAGCCUUACACAUGCCAACAGUGUGGAAACAGUUUCACUCAAAAAGGACACCUUAAAAAUCACAUGAGAACUCACACAGGAGAGAAGCCUUACACAUGCCAACAGUGUGGAAACAGUUUCACUCAAAAAGGACACCUUAAAAAUCACAUGAGAACUCACUUGGGAGAGAAGCCUUUCACCUGUCAGCAGUGUGGAAAGAGUUAUACACAGAAAAGCACCCUUCAUACCCACAUGAGCAUUCACACUGGAGAGAAGCCUUAUACAUGUGAGCAGUGUGGAAAGAAGUUCUCUGGAAAACGAAACCUUAAAAUCCACACGAGAGUUCACACUCAAGAGAAGCCUUACCCUUGCAAGUAUUGUGGGAAGAGUUUUACACAUAUGUGCACCCGUAAUUACCACAUGAGAGUUCAUACUGGACCAAAGCUGUUCACAUGUGACCGUUGUGGAAAGACCCUCACAACAGAAUUUAGCCUUAAGUGUCACAAGAUUAGGCACACUGGAAAGAAACCCUUCAAAUGUGAUCAGUGUGGAAGGCGUUUCAUACGUAAGGUAAGCCUUAAUUACCACAUCAAGACUCAUUUAGCAGAGAAAUGCUGUAAAUGUGCUCAGUGUGGAAAGAGUUUCAGUCAUCAAGGUAGCCUCAAUUCCCACAUUAAAAAACAACACACUCGAGAGAAGCCUGUGGGAAGAGCUUCUCACAAAUAGAAAAUCUUAAGAUUAACAUGAAAUAUGUGUGGAAUCGUGAACAAACUCGCAUGAGAUUUCACUCAGGGGAAAACUAUUAUGCCAUCAUUGUGCAAAAUGUUUAUCAGUCAGAGGAAACCUGAAGAUUCACAGAGGAGUUCAGACUGGAGAGAGACCUUUCAAGAUCAUCCUGGAAAUAGAGUGUGACUGUGACAAAGCUUACGUAAAGAAGCUAUUUUAAAUCGCCCAACAUUUUCACUCUGGAGAAAGGCCUGUUAACUUUGAUCAAUAGAAGUCAUGAAAGUGAGAAAGAUUUUUUGUGGUUGUAGAGAAUAGCCA
This is a messenger RNA of Carassius carassius (crucian carp), 1640 nucleotides long. RefSeq names its product gastrula zinc finger protein XlCGF8.2DB-like. NCBI's taxonomy places the organism in Eukaryota, Metazoa, Chordata, Actinopteri, Cypriniformes, Cyprinidae. The transcript is spliced from 3 exons. Bases 213 to 1322 code for a protein of 369 amino acids. The record is from RefSeq and is a predicted model, not a curated record.